ACCAGUUGUAGAGUAACACAGAGCUGCCGCCAGCGGAGUGAGCUUCUCGCGUUUUUCCACGAAAAGACGCGCACAACAUUAAACAUACAUACCACCACCAACAUUCCUCAUACCCAACAGCAACAAACACAUACUCCGCAUAGUCCCGCCACUGAUCGGAUUGGAGCCAGUUCAUUGCGUCUCGAGGAGGGGCAGCCUCAAGAGAAUUGGAGACCGCCGAGAUAUCCCAAUCAUGGCUACGUUCAAAUCCAUCAACGUACUUCCAGACUCGGACAGCGAGGAUGAGAAUGAUAACACCCAAGAAAUCCAAAUCGAAGAGGCAUUGAAGCUCUACCAGCAAGCAUUGCGUCACCACACAGAUCGCCAGUGGGAUGAAGCGCAGAAGGCCUACGGGGAGCUUUUCCAAUCGGAGAUAUUCCAGAUUGAUGUUGAAGAGCAGGUCCACGGCCGCACCAAUAAUGUUUCGUCGUCGCUACCACUCGUCCAAUAUCUGUCGUUCAAGAAUCAGGGCGCCUUCAAACUCGACCGCCUGAAAGCGACAAUCUCCACCCAGAGCGAAGACGAAGUUCGAUCCGAAAUCACGCAGGCGCUGCAGUGGUUUGCUACGGCGUUGGAUCGGGACACCGGCGAUUCUGCGCUGUGGCGGCAAUCUGCACAGCUGGCGCUCGUUCUUUCGUCGGCCCGCUUGGCUCGGUUUGCACUAGAAUCGGUUCUCGAUCAUGAAACGAUUGGUACGGACGCCUCGAAGGACGCGUUAUCACUCGUCAUCGGCGGAAAUCAGAAUCCAGAAGAACACCUCGCCGUGCUACAACUACGCAAGAUCCUGGAAGGCCUCGGCGAUACACUGAGCCUGUCCGACGAGCGCUUCAAGGGUCUCAAGGGCAGGAGGUUGAAGAAAAGUUUCGUCAAGUUUCUGAAUCCGUUGCCAUGGUUACAAGCACCUCUGCCCGGUUGUGUGAAAACACUGGCGACCAUGACCGAUGAGUUCUCGAAGAGACGCAGGGUGGUUAAUGUGCCAUUCAGGACAUGGGCUGCCGUGGGGAAGGCCAUCCUCGAUUCGCUGCUGGAAGAACCUGAGGACGACGAGGUUGUUGUUGUUCCUGCGCAUUCGAAUAUCCUUCAGAUCGUCUUGCCGCACUAUGAAAGCGAAGAAGAGUCUCGACAUACCACUCCGGAUGAGCCAAGUCCCCCGGACUCUACCUCAAAGUCGGAAAAUGCUGUCGCCGAUGACAAUGACGACCUCGCCAUGACCGAUGCGGCAUCGAACCUGGCUACAGCCGCAGUGAACGACCGCCGGCGCAGUGCGUCCGCCAACAGAAAACGAAAAUCCACGUCUAUGGGCGGUGAUGGUGCGGAUUCGGGAAGGUCGCGGCUGAGCAAGAGGCAACGUGACAAAAAGGCAGCAGAUGCGGCAGCAGCAGAGGCCGCAAUGACCCCCGAGAGCAGGGCGAAAGUCCGGCAAGAUGCUCAAGAUGAGAAGCUAUUCAAUACUGCCGACGAUUGCUUCUCUCCCUUUGGCCUGUCCCUGGGAAACGCUCGCGCACUGAAGUUUAGCCCCCCUGAUGUUUCCACGGAAAAUAAUGACCAUCCCAAAACCGAUGAACUGUGCUUGGAAGACUUCAAGGCCAUUCUGCGGACAUGGGAUGACGAUAAGGGUAACGUGAUACUCUACGGUGACGGGAUCCAGUCUCCUGCUGAAGCCGCCCAGGGUAUGAGCUUUCUGGACCUCGAAGCCAACACCCCGAGUCGUCCACUGCUUGCGGGCGAUGAAGGGCUGCGGAAAUGGGUCAAGAGCAUCAACUCGAGAGGGUUAGGUGCAGAACAGGCCGCGUUUGAAUGGCUGAAGGCUCUCUGCCGGAAAGACCUGGACUCUCGGAAUAAGAAAUCGCGAGGUUCGUCUGUCUCCAGUGGACAGAGCAGUUGGGUCAAAUACAACUGGCCCGACUUCCUAAAAAUCACCGUACUCAGUGCCGUCGACAACUGUGAAGAGUCCUGUUAUCAGCACCUCAAGAACGUGGACGUAAGGCUGAGCGAGCGCUCGAAAGAUGACCAAUCGAAUCAAUUUACGCCAGAAGAUUACGCGGAUGUCGAGUUUGCGGAGACCAUACUGGAACUAUACAUUGAUGAUCUCGCGGCCGCCGAGCGGGACAAGAGCGGCAGCGAUGUCAGCGAGGAUGUCGAGCUCGAGAUCAAACGAGAGCGAGCGGUCAGAUGGAAAUACCUUGUCGGGGACCUUAUGCAUCACCGUCCCCGAGACGCAGACGGGCAACUGGAGGAAGAUCAACUGACACUUCGCUACAUCUGGGCGACAGCCGUGAUGUCUGGAUUCACAGAGUAUUCGUCGCGCGAGUUCCGGUUGGAAUGUUUCGAAGAUCUCAAGGUCUUGCUCGCUGAACGGGAAGCUCCGCCGAUCGAUCUCCCGAACAGCAGCGUGAUGCCAGAGAUAUCGGCUGUAAGAGCGGAACGCGAGCUUAGUAAGCUCAAAACCGUGGAUUUCUUCAGCACGAUCUUUGCGGCAACAUCGGAUACGAAUGAGAAGGCUCCGGAAGAAGUGAUUGAGAUACUGGAAGCGGUUCUGGAUCCCGGUGCGAUAUUGCCUUACGAUGAGGAAGAGGAACGAGUUCUGCACGAGAUUGGAAGGUUCCUCGAAGGCUCAAGCGCAAUGUUCAAGCUCCAUCUGUGGGAAAAGCUGAAAGCUGCUUACGAAAAGGUCAAGCAUCCUCCCAAGGUACUCUUGUGCACAUACAAGUGUAUUCAAGUCAUCAUGAGCGAAUUGAAGAGUCGCAGCUAUAUCGAUUCCUCGCAAGACCACCGACAAUUCGUGCUCCUCCGAUCAAUGCGACUGAUCAAGGGACUAAUGGGCAAUGCCUUGGUUCUGGCGAUGGACAAGACGAACAUGGCCGAACUUACAAAUGCCGAAUUGAAAGAUGCGCUGGAAUCUAUCUUGGCUAUGCUCAGGAUAUUGCAUUGCUAUACUUUCUGGGAAAACGCUGUGAUGAAGUCCGAGGCCAAGGCUAGCGAUUUGCACUCCUACAGACUCGUGAUCAUGAAAUUUAAGGAGCUCCUUCUUCAAGGAUGGAUCAUGUCUUACCUUUUAUACGCAACGAUGCUGGAGCGGGGAAUGGGCUCAGACAAGGAGGGGGGUUGGACGGAAGUAGAGAAGGAAGAGAAACUUGCCGGCCUACUCCGAGAUCUCCAUGAAGAACUAGGGGGCCGUCAUUACUGCAAGUUGUCGAAUCAUCUCUUCCUCAAGUUGAUGUUUGAUGAGUUGCUCAGAUUCAACAAUCGAGAAUACGACAGCGAAAUGCUGCAGGUGAUCCAUUGCAGGUUUCACCUGACUCUGUGCUCGGAUCAGUGGUAUUUCUGCGAGCAUAAGACGAUCGCCGAAGUCCUUGACAGGGACACGGCGUUGAAACUGCUGGACUUCAUCAUGUUUCACGCGUCGAAGAAGAAGAUUGCCCAACUACAGAAAUCAGACCUGAAAAUGGGUCUGGAUAAGCUGGUUGAGGUCUUCGGCAUUCCGCGAGCGGGAGAUAGAUCGGCAAGAAUUUCCCACAAUCUUGCCGUCAUGGACAACUACCUAAAGUCGUCGAUAAAUCCCCUCCAAAUGUUCAGUUGCUUAAGGGGCGAUCUAAACAUUUCCACGGUCGAAAUCUUUGGCGAACGGAAGGCGAUCGCUGCGAAGGGCUUGUUCUUCCUCCAGGGAAAAAUCGCGCUCUACCAGUUGAAAAACAACAAGAAGAUUGGUUCUCUGAAGACGGACGAACUAGAGGCAGCAGUCAAGUACCUUAGGCAUGACUUGGCUUGCAAUCCAGACUCGUGGGAAACAUGGUACCGUAUGGGCCAGACGUUCGAGGUGCAAAUGGAGGAUGCACAGACCUGGAACUCAGAAUAUAUGAACGUAAAGCGGGCAGAGCUUGUGGCGCUGGAACGGCGGACAAUCCUGUGCUACAUGAUGGCCGUGUCUCAUUCCAUCCAGAAUGCCGACGACGAACCGGAAACCAACAAGAUCAUAGCUGAAUUAUAUACGGACUUUGGCUACCGUAUCUAUUCCGCCAGUCGACCACCAAUGCUGAUGCAAAGCUUCUGGACUGAUGGAUUCCUACGGCAGUUUUCCGGCCAGAACGGACAAGGCUUGUACACCAGUCGCCCUCACAGUGAGCUCAAUCAUCACACCGCACUGCGCUAUGCUCUUACCCUGUUCUCGAGAGCAGCGGAUGAAUGCGAAGACAACUGGAAGAACCAUUACAUGAUGGGAAAAUGUAUGGCCAAGCUUCUCGAAUGGCGCGACUAUGAUGUCGAAGACAUUCUCCAGCAUUACAUCAAUGCUAUCAAGCUGUGCCCCGAGAAAGGCGAUGUCAUCUUCGAGCCCCAUCACAAGCUCGUCUCGGCGGCUACAAAAUUCGUACUCGCGGAGAGGUUACAGCCAAAGCGUGCAUGCGAAAUCCUUGAGGCAAGUCGAUUCUCGAAGGGGAUAGACCACGUCGAGGACCGCGCCGGCUUCAUCCUUUAUGUCCUCGAGGUCUUCAAGAAGAUGAAAGCCGCCGACAAGCAGAAAUGGCACCACCGGAUGACGAACCGCAUUGCCAGACUGCGAUACGUGGAACUCAAGGACCCCGCAGGUGCGCGCACCGAAAUCUCGUCGCUUUUCACGAAAUCGGCGCAACUGGCCAUCUGGAGACCGGAACAUGAGCGCUCUGGGCGUCACUUCGUGUACGCGUCACAGUACACUAUGUUUCACGUUGAGCUCCUGGCGAAUGUCGGGGACCGGGCGACCAUGGAGACGGUUGCGAAGCGAGUGAGGAGAUUGCCACACGGGCUAUACAGACAUCCAGAUGUGUGGAACUUCGUUUUCGAGAAAUACAUCGUUGUUCUCCGCCGCUCGAUUCCAUACCGUAUCGAGGACGAAGUGUUCAAAGACGUGUCAUUCGACGACUUCACCAAUUACUCGCAAAAACUAGACACUCACUGCAACAGUCUCAAGGACACCCAAUGUCCCGUCCUCGACACCGUCCGCGAAGUCUUCGAGCUCCGCCGGCUCAACGGCGGCCUGGCAAAGCAUUCAUCCAUCGACGACCUGCUCGCCGAUUCCUACGCCAUGCUCUGGCAAGAGCUAGUACCCGCCAUCAUGGAAGCCGAAAAGUCUCAACACAACCCCAUGAGUCUCAAGAACAUGAUGUUCGACGCCGCCCCACCGCCAGUACUACCGCAAUCACCGCAGCAACCCGCCAAUCCCGCCGCAGCAACAGACCCGGCAGGAGCACCACCGGGCGGGGCAAAACUGGACCUGGACCUCCCCCUGCGUGCAAAAAUGACACGUGUAACCCGCCGCGAACUGAUCAGCAAAGCUACCAAUCUCUGCAAAGAGAUCGCGCAAGCCUCCACCUCCAGCAGCACCGCAGCCGCAAAGAGCGGAAGCACCGGGCCCAGUAGUCCGAAGGGUAGGCCUGCGGAAAUGGCAACGAGCGAUGAUGGCAUGCAGCGAGAUGAAGACGCUGAUUUGUCGGCGUUACCGCCGCCGCUUCCACUGGAUAUGUCGAUGUCGAUGGGAAAUUAGUGUAGUGUGACGUGGACUUGAGUUGUGAUGGUUGCUUCUUGUUUUCACCUUUGUACUAGGAGUUGUCGGGUGUCUGCCUUUACCUAUCUUUUUGCUGAAUCUGAUGCUUGCUGCUGGGAAUCUUUCGCCCGACGUGAACCAUACUUCUUAUAUCAACAGCUUCUGGUAAUAGAG
Tricharina praecox is the source of this 5731-nucleotide messenger RNA. RefSeq lists its product as uncharacterized. The coding region runs from base 233 to 5557 and encodes 1774 amino acids. Gene Ontology annotation, molecular function: nucleosome binding. Lineage: Eukaryota; Fungi; Ascomycota; Pezizomycetes; Pezizales; Pyronemataceae. Gene Ontology annotation, biological process: chromatin organization. Gene Ontology annotation, cellular component: HIR complex; nucleus. The transcript is spliced from 6 exons. The record is from RefSeq and is a predicted model, not a curated record.